Messenger RNA from Penicillium concentricum, 735 nucleotides. RefSeq names its product putative MFS monocarboxylate transporter. The transcript has a single exon. Gene Ontology annotation, cellular component: fungal-type vacuole membrane. Lineage: Eukaryota; Fungi; Ascomycota; Eurotiomycetes; Eurotiales; Aspergillaceae. Gene Ontology annotation, molecular function: transmembrane transporter activity. The coding region runs from base 1 to 735 and encodes 244 amino acids. Gene Ontology annotation, biological process: transmembrane transport. The record is from RefSeq and is a predicted model, not a curated record.
AUGGCCUUGCCAUUUAUGAAACCCCGUAUCCCAAUAUCGCCAUCUACUUCAGCCCGCCGUUUGGAUCUGAGCUUCCUCAAACAGACCACGUUCUGGAUGCUGCAAAUGGGGAAUAUUAUCCAAAGUUUCGGGUAUUUCUUACCAACGACAUUCCUCCCUUCCUUUUCAACAAGGACUGUCGGGCUAUCCCAGAACACCGGUACAAUGCUGGUCUCGUUGUUCAACGCAACAUCCAUUGUUGGUGGGAUAGCCCUAGGAGUACUCUGUGACCGGUUCUCCGUCACAAACAUCAUGCUACUAUCCUCAGUUGGCUCCGCAUUGUCAGUGCUUCUAUUCUGGGGUAUGGUAUCAUCAGGCUCAGAAUCGUCACCGACAGCCAUUGCCCUUCUUACUAUCUUCUCCAUCACGUAUGGCUUCUUUGCUGGUGGGUUCAGCUCCACCUGGUCUGGAGUCAUUACUCAGAUCAAGCGUGACUCCUCGUCGCCAUCCCUGGAUACUGGGCUUAUCUUUGGUCUUCUUGCUGGUGGACGUGGGAUUGGAAAUGUGAUUAGUGGACCGCUGAGUACGGUGCUGCUUCAAUCGGGGUCUUUGGGGGAUUCCGGUGGUCUGGGUGGUAAUACAGGCUACGAAACCCAGUAUGGAACUCUGAUACUUUUCACUGGAAUCACUGCCUUUUUUGGUGCAUGGAGCUGGAUGUGGCGGUAUAUCAGCCCGGCACUGCGGUGUCUCUCUUGA